ACUUUUCCCUUUCCUUCUCAGGGCAGCACAGGACGGAGGAGUUCCGGAAGGUGAAUAUCCUGAUGAAGGUGCCUGCGCUAAAGGAUGGUUCUUUCACCUUAGCAGAGAGCAUUGCAAUCCUCCUGUACCUGGCCCGGAAAUUCAAGACUCCUGAUCACUGGUACCCGUCUGACCUGCAGAAAAGGGCUCGGGUUGAUGAGUACCUGUCCUGGCAGCACGUUAACAUUCGUGGGAAGGGAAGCAAGCUGUUCUUAACUAAGGUGCUGCUGCCUCUCCUCACAGGCCAGCCACUUCCUCCAGAGAAACUGGAAAGUGUUACUGAAGAGCUCAACAUUGUCCUGAACCAGUUUGAGGAGAAGUUCUUGCAGGACAAGCCCUUCAUCGCAGGCAGCGAGGUCUCUCUGGCAGACCUUGUAGCACUGGUGGAGCUCAUGCAGCCCGUGGGCGCUGGCUAUGACCUGUUUGAGGAGAGGCCGAAGUUGGCAGAGUGGCGCAGGCAGGUGGAGGAGGCGGUGGGCAAGCAGCUCUUCCAGGAGGCCCAUGAAGGGAUCUUGAAUGCCAAGAGCUUGACUGCCGAUAAGAUUGCACCCGAACUGCUGGAGCAUUUCAAGCACCAGCUCCUCAAGCAGGCCAGUUAGAAUUAGGGGGUUAUAGUAUAAGUAAAAUUGAUUAUUACGUUCAGGCUUUUUGUAGUAUUUCAGUAUUUUUUCUAAAAAUCAUAUAGAAACACCAUUCCAUAAAAUGCACUUCAAUUGCAGCCUUUCUCUAACUUGGAAGGGAAGAAAACUGCAUCUUAACCAGACUGCAGUGAGCUGCUUUUCCCUUGUCCACUACAGGUAUGUGAGCUGUAGCUCUACAGGCUUUUCUUUCUGGCUCCUACACCGCUGGAUCUGCUUGAGAACAGAAGUGAUGCGGUCCACGGGGCCAGUCAGAACUGCCCUUUCCAUCCCUGUUCUGAGUUUUCCAGAUCACAGCACUAUAGAAGGGGCAAAGGUUUCCUGAGGGUAUGGCAGAGCAGAUCUAUCUGAAAUAAGGAAAAAUCAUUGAAAAUGUCUUUCACUUGGCAACACGCUCAGUUGGAAGAUUUUUGCUCUUUAGUAGAGAGAGAGGUGAGGACCCAGCCUUUGGUGGGGACCCUGCCAGGGCUCUCAGAGCACCUGGCCAAUAAAGACUGCUGUGUCACCUGUGGGAGCAAAGGGACACAGUGCCUGGGAGGAGGGAGGGGGGCUGUGCCUCACCCAAGUGAGGCCUCCAGCUUCUGGGAAGGACAAGAUUAGUCCUAUGAAUAAAGAUCCUCAACCAUAGACUCAUGCCAUACUCUACAAAGAACAGUCUGCACAGUUGAGAAAAGCUGAUUUUUCUAGGCAAGACUGCUGCCAAGCAUACUGUCUGCCUCUGCAAACCAUAUCGGUGCUCUUGUCCUUUCCCCAGAGCUGCUUUGUCAGCUCAAUAGAAGUCAUUCAAGCCAGGCUGUUUCCACUGACCAGUGCUGCUGAGGCUGGGCCA
Athene cunicularia (burrowing owl) is the source of this 1506-nucleotide messenger RNA. RefSeq names its product glutathione S-transferase theta 2B (gene GSTT2B). The record is from RefSeq and is a predicted model, not a curated record. Gene Ontology annotation, cellular component: cytoplasm. Lineage: Eukaryota; Metazoa; Chordata; Aves; Strigiformes; Strigidae. Gene Ontology annotation, molecular function: glutathione transferase activity. Gene Ontology annotation, biological process: glutathione metabolic process. The transcript has 4 exons. The coding region runs from base 63 to 638 and encodes 191 amino acids.